UAGUUGCAGGGUGGUGAAAAAAAAAAGAAAGGGAAGGAUGGCAUAUCUUUGGUUGACUUAGCUUACCGGCGGGCAAAAGCAGUGAAGGCUGUGAAGAAGGCAGUAGAUGCUGGCAAAAUUGUGAAGAAACCUAACAAGAAAUCAAAGCACCCUUCACAAAAAACUCAGUCAAGGACAGAAGAAAUGCGGGAGCUGUUCCAAGAUGAUAUGAGUGAAAAAAAGAAGAAAAGCAGUAGUUCUGCUGGAAGGAAAAAAUCAAAGAGCUCCUUCAAGAGCAAGUCACGUUACAAGCGCAGGUAGAGCAACAGCCAUUGACAUCUAAAAUUAAAUCUCUGGCCCUUACUCAGUGGUAAAGCAUCCUAGGUAUCAAUAUGACAAUAUGGGUCAUACAACGGGGGGCACUUAUUCUAGGUUGCUAUCUUCCUCGAACAGACAAGCAUUUUCGCAUCCCCAUGGAAGGUACAUUGCCCAUUUGCAUUGCCGUUACCAAUGACCAAGGUCCAAUUUUGUCCCCUUUUUUGGUGACAUAAUAGUUGCAAGGUGUAACCUCUAUGACAUGAAAUUAUUACCCAUGAAAGGGUGGGGAGGCACCAGAUUCGUAAUAUUAACUGUUUAAUCCUUGCCUUGGAACAGGUAUAUAACUAAGAAUACAUUUUGAUUCAAGUGUCUGUUAUGACGAUUGAAAUAGGAAAUUGAUUGAUGGAUAACUUCUGUAUUAUUUUUUCAUACAAUCUUACAUAAUAUUCAAUGAGUGGUCCUUUUUUUUUUA
Molecule: messenger RNA, 769 nt
Organism: Rubroshorea leprosula
Lineage: Eukaryota; Viridiplantae; Streptophyta; Magnoliopsida; Malvales; Dipterocarpaceae
Source: the annotation of a GenBank genome assembly